AUGUCUUACGCAGAGAUGGCUGCCAAGGGCCCCAAGCAGAGCCCCGAGGAGAUAGGCGUCGAGCACGCUUCCGAUGAUAGCGUUCAAUCCCUUGUCGACGUAGACAGCCCGCACAUCUCAUCCGUCCCCUCCGACUACGAGUCGCAAGAAAUCAAGACCGACACUCAAGCCGAGCGCAUCGAGCGCGAAGAGGAAAUCAAGGAAGAAGCCAAGAACAUCAAGGACCGAGCUGCUGCAAAGAAGGAUGCUGCGAAGGAGAAGGUGAAGAAGAACGCUGACAACCCAGUCGUGCUGAGCAACGCGGUCGGUCUUGCCGUUAUUGGUGGCAUCGUUGGAUUUGGCGCAUACAGGCAGUAUGCCCGCGGCGAGUUGACCGGCAAGGUCGUUGCAGCCUGGGCUGCUGUCAUUGGACUGUUUGGCGUUGGUGACUACUACGUCAGCCAGUACUUCUUCAAGCGCAACCCCCCGAAAUAG
Alternaria atra is the source of this 474-nucleotide messenger RNA. RefSeq lists its product as uncharacterized. The record is from RefSeq and is a predicted model, not a curated record. The transcript has 4 exons. Bases 1 to 474 code for a protein of 157 amino acids. Gene Ontology annotation, molecular function: nascent polypeptide-associated complex binding. Lineage: Eukaryota; Fungi; Ascomycota; Dothideomycetes; Pleosporales; Pleosporaceae. Gene Ontology annotation, cellular component: mitochondrial outer membrane.